This is a messenger RNA of Saprolegnia diclina VS20, 840 nucleotides long. RefSeq lists its product as hypothetical. The transcript has 3 exons. The record is from RefSeq and is a predicted model, not a curated record. Bases 1 to 840 code for a protein of 279 amino acids. Lineage: Eukaryota; Oomycota; Saprolegniomycetes; Saprolegniales; Saprolegniaceae.
AUGCCGCUGACGUGGAUCUCGGACCCAGGCUCGCAUUUCAAGAACGAGGUGAUGGCUACGCUGGCGACAAUGACCAAACGGCUGAACCGCGAUCUGCUACAAGUCCUCCGGGUGCUGUUGCGUGAGUAUCGUCUGGCGAUCGAUCAAUGGGACUACCUUCUGCCGGUGGUCUUUACGCUUUUGAAGCCGACGGUGCCGUUGCACGUCAUCCUCGGUCCCGACAACUCGAUCCGGGACAAGUGCGACUGGUCGAAGGCAACGAUUACCAACAACGUGGAUGCGCUGCGGCUCAGCCUCCACGAGAUGCACAAGAAGAUUCUCGAUCUCAACCGUGAGCGCGAGGCCCGAAAGCUACUCGACACGAAGCGUGUGCAUACGCUGAAUGUUGAAGUUGGCGAGUACGUGCUGUGGUCAAGGGUCGAUGACAUCCGUUAUCCCAAGCUGCGCGUCACGUGGCUCGGACCCUACUUGGUGAUUCAAGUCAACGAAUUCUCGGUCAAGAUUCAACAUUUAAUUACCAAGGAAGAACGACUCGCUCACUCGUCUCGGAUCAAGUACUAUUCCGACUCGAGCCUCAACGUCACGGAAGACAUAAUCGACCAUGUGUCGGAACAAGGUGUCAUGCUCAAGGUGGCUGCGAUCGCGGCGCAUCGCAACAAUCAAGCCGCCAAACUCUAUGAGCUGCACGUGCACUGGGAAGGUCUGGAGGCGAUUGAAGCCUCGUGGAAAAGACUCUACUCGUUGCUCGCCCAGUGCCCAACUGUCGUCCAGCGGUAUGUUGAGUCACUCGCCGACGGGCCUGACCAACGCCGGCUCCGUUCGGGAAUAGCUCUUUCUUAG